Molecule: messenger RNA, 1178 nt
Organism: Megalopta genalis
Lineage: Eukaryota; Metazoa; Arthropoda; Insecta; Hymenoptera; Halictidae
Product: ubiquitin-conjugating enzyme E2 S
Source: RefSeq, a predicted model, not a curated record
CCUUCUUGCUUGAAAACACACGAAAUGACGACGAAUCGACUUCUGCCUUCGAGAUUAUUGUAACUCGCACGCGAUUGGCUGUCAGUUCAAAAUGUUGGUUAUUGCAGGCGAUGCUGUGCUGAUGUUGUGACGUUAAAGAUUUUCUAAGAGUAUACAUUAAAUAAUCGCGUCCUGAGCGCGUGUAGUUGAUAUUUCCUGUAAAAUUUGUUGAAUAUGGCUGCUGUAAGUUCUAAAUCAAAUGUCGAAAACUUAUCCCCACAAAUAAUCCGACGGGUAGCCAAGGAAAUGAGUGAAUUAGCUGCACAACCACCCGAGGGUAUUCGUGUUAUUUUGAAUGAGGAAGAUGUUACGGAUAUCCAAGCAAUUAUUGAAGGACCGUCUGGAACACCAUAUGCAGGUGGUUUCUUUAGAGUAAAAUUAGCACUCGGCAAAGAUUUUCCCCAAGGACCACCAAAGGCUUUCUUCCUAACAAAGAUCUUUCAUCCAAAUGUUGCGAAAAAUGGAGAAAUAUGUGUUAAUACAUUAAAAAAGGAUUGGAAAUCAGAUCUCGGAAUUAAACAUAUAUUACUAACUGUAAAGUGUCUCUUAAUAGUGCCAAAUGCAGAAUCUGCUUUAAAUGAAGAAGCAGGUAAAUUACUUUUAGAAAGGUACGAUGAUUACUCUGAACGAGCAAAAAUGAUGACAGAGAUACAUGCACAGGGAAGCGGAAAAGGCAGCAAAGCGGGUCUGGAAAGUUGUGCUUCCUCUGAAGUCGGAGGACCUCCCCCCAAAAAGCAUGCAGGAGAUAAAAAAAUUUCAGCAGAAAAGAAAAAAAUGAUAAAAGACAAAAAAAGGACACUAAAGAGAUUAUAAGAAAAAUCAACUUCGUUUAUCUAUCUUUUAUAAUUUAAAACACUGGUGUGGUAAUGUUGCCUCAUAUUGUACACAAUUAUUGCAUAGUAAAAGUUUAUUAUCUAAACACGACUGAUCUUAUUAUUAAGUAUUUAGAAAAUUAAUAAUUCCAGAAGCAUUAAUGAAUGACUUCCUAAGAUGCAAACAAGUACAACUCUGUAGUGAUCUACUUUACAAUCACGAGUGGAAAGUAAUUUAGUCCACUCUGGUAUCUAGUAGUAAAUAUUUUUACAUAUGUACAAAAUACCUCGUGUGAUUAUUUAAAUAAAUAAAGAAUGUUCUCGAAA